Molecule: messenger RNA, 1269 nt
Organism: Durusdinium trenchii
Lineage: Eukaryota; Dinophyceae; Suessiales; Symbiodiniaceae
Source: the annotation of a GenBank genome assembly
AUGAGCUUGGCCUUGAGCAACGCGCCGAAGAAGGGCGCCCUCAGCAACGCUCCCGGGAACUUGGGACGACUCGGAGGAGGCGAAGUGGUAUCGCUGCGUCUUCGGGAAGACUUCGGUGCCUCUUGGCUCGACUGGGUGAGCGUGGGCGGUGGUGCGGAGCGGGUCGUGAAAAAGAAGUGGGUCGUUUUCCAGAGAAGGCCAGAUGCCAUUGACUUAGUCAAGGCCAAAGCCGACCCCAACUGCAGGUUCAAGUACAAGCUCGGGCCCAAAGAGUUCGAUGGUACCCCCUUGACGUUGGCCGUGAAGCUGGACAAGCCUGCAUUGGUGCGAAAGCUCAUCGACUUCAAGGCGGACCCCGCCUCGGAGUAUUCCAUGAGCGCCGGGCGCUUGCGAGUCCAUUGGACCGGUCCGGCGGUGUGCGGCACGGUGGCCAAAGGGAAUUUGGCCAUGAUGAGGCUGCUGGUGGAGUGUGAGGCCAACCUGCAGGGAAGGGUCAUCAGCUUCAACGGUGAGCCGAAUGGCACGUUGCUCUACGACGCUGGGCGAAGCGACGCCCUCCGCCCGGUCCGCUACCUGCUGCAACAGAAGGGAGAGCCUGACCUGGCAGUGAAGUUUCAAGAUGAUAUGAACAUCACCAAGACACGCAGCGGUCCUGCGCUUUCGGAUGUACUGCAGGAGGUGGUCCGUGUACUGCUGGGCGCCCAAGCGCAGAUUUCGGGACCUCAAGAACUUCGCGAUGCCAUCGACGGAUGCCAUGUGGAGGUAUCGUGGCUGAUCGUGGGGCCUUACCUACAGCGAAUGCUGGCAAUCACUGGGUUUGUGGGUCAACACGUGCCCUUUUCAAUCGAUAGUCGGGGCAUUGACUACCUCUUCCACACCAACAACGCUGUGCUCAUCGCUGCAGCGGCCAAGGGCCUCCGGGGCUGUCAAGAGGAUUUGGCCUCUUGGGUUCAAGCACCUGCGCGGAUUUCGUUCGAUUCAACGGUGACCUUGUCCGACAGCAUGGAAGAGGAGACCCAGAAAUGUGAGCCUCGAAAAGUGGAAUUCAUGAGCCUUUCGGAUUUCGUGCGCUUCCUGGCCACCCCAGAUGCGGAAGAGAUCCUGUCCGCUGUCUUCCGAAAGUGCGAACUGCGCUACUGGCAAGGUGAGAAGCGCAUUGUUUGGAAGUCGGCCUACAUCUUGCACGGGGACAUGAAUGUGGCUGUCGGGCCGAAGAAGGAUCAGAUGGACCAGCAGUUUCACAACCAGAUGCGGCUGGGCGGGGAUUAG